This is a messenger RNA of Drosophila eugracilis, 4325 nucleotides long. RefSeq names its product ras-related protein Rap-2b. Bases 642 to 1592 code for a protein of 316 amino acids. The transcript is spliced from 6 exons. Gene Ontology annotation, molecular function: GTP binding; GTPase activity. The record is from RefSeq and is a predicted model, not a curated record. NCBI's taxonomy places the organism in Eukaryota, Metazoa, Arthropoda, Insecta, Diptera, Drosophilidae.
GUGUGUCUGUGCUGGUACAGUGCUUGGAAGUGGUCUAUAGGGGUGGCCCAGCAUAUUGGGUCUGCCGCGACUCUAGGAAGAUGCAGUGCGUCAUGGAUUCUUUUGGACUUGGAUGAUGUUUCUUCAGCUGGUUGUAGAUGUGAUAUAGCUAAUAGCUAUCGUGACAAAGGCGGACUGCGGCAUGAGGAAAUCUGAGUAAACAGGGGAAUUUGCCAAGGAAAUUAUCAUCAUCGAGUCACGUAAUUAAAACGAAACGUAAGACUCGAGAAAGAAGAGCAAAUAUUUGCAUUUUCCGGUGGCGGAGGAAAGGGAAAAACGCUGGCGGGGCUAAUAAUAAACUAGGGACGAAGGACUAAGUAAGGACUAAGCAAGGACUGCGGAGCGAGGAGUGUUGAGUGAGGAGUGAGGACCCAACUACCAACCGUUAACGUGGCCAUAACAGUUUGCCAGUUAGCGCUACAGUUACUGCUCCACUUACACCGACUGCUGAUAAUAAAACGCCACAGACCGACGGCGAAUCGAAGGAGAAGAAACACAGGAACACACUGAGCGAAAAGCGAGGGGCGUUGAUUUAUCAGAAGACUCGCUACAAGGACACCCAGCAACCAGCACCCAGCACCAGGCAUACCAAGGACUGCAGGAUGCGUGGCCGUCACUUACGUCGCCGAUUCAGCCUGCAGCCAUCGUUCAUGAAGGAUGACAAUGCCGAGGAUAAACCAAAGCGUGACAAAGUGGGCAGGAACAACGCGGUGGACGAUGCCAUCGGACCGGCCAACGCCCGCCACAAAAUCGUCGUCAUGGGCUCUGCGAAAGUGGGCAAGACCUCGAUAAUCACCCAGUUCCUGUACAACACCUUCAGCACCAAGUACAAGCGGACCAUCGAGGAGAUGCACCAAGGCAACUUCUCCAUCGCCGGCGUCAGUCUGACCCUCGACAUCCUGGACACCGCCGGAUCCUACGAGUUCCCGGCGAUGCGUGCUCUUUCCAUAUCCUCGGCGGACGCAUUCAUCCUGGUCUACGACGUCACCGAUGCCACAACCUUCGAGGAGGUGCGUGCGAUUCGCGACCAGAUCCACGAGACGAAGGCCACCUCCGCAGUUCCGAUUGUGGUCGUCGGCAAUAAGAUCGACCUGCUGGCCGAUGGCGAAACUGAGCGGGAGGUGGAGUACGCCACCACGGAAUCGGUGGUCACUGUGGACUGGGAGAAUGGCUUUGUAGAGGCCUCGGCCGCCAUCAAUGAGAACAUCACCCAGGUGUUCAAGGAGCUGCUGGCCCAGGCGAAGAUCACCUACAACUUGAGUCCGGCCCUGCGACGUCGUCGCCAGUCGUUGCCGCAGCAAAUUGGAAACAAUGGGCCGGGCACCCCGUUGCACCACCAUCACCACCACAGCCACCACCACCAGUCGCAGCAGCCGCACCACCACAGUUCCGGAGGCGGGUCCUCGGCCUCAACCUCGGCAGCGGCCGCAGCAGCAGCGGCGGCCUCCUCCAGUGGCGGUUCGCAUGCCCCGACACCUGCCCAGCUCCAGCACCUCCAGCGAAUCCAGGAACGGAGCUUGGGCGCCAAACGCAACUCGUGCAGCAUCUCCUAAAGGUGCGGACUCGAUUUGAAGGCGGCACCACGGCAGCUAAACCAAACUAAAGCUAAACUUAAAACGGUCUCCUACAAAACGGUUUUCAAUACUUCUCCGAAACGGGGCUUACUUCCACGUCAAGCUAUUACCUAGAGACAAGCAUCUGAGGUAAAUAAGAAGGGCAGGCACCUGUACUACUGGUCCUUGAUUACAUUUUCCACUUUUGACCUAACAAGCAAUGCUAACUAAUACCCGUAGUUUGAACUUAAACUAAUCGCCUUUGAAAGGCAUCUUGAAUAGUAUUAUUUUUACAGCAUACUUCUCGGCAUAUUUCAAUCUUUAGAAAUCUUAUUUAGAAUCGCUAGGAGAGGAAAGAAGGUCAACUAGCUAAUAGACCUGUAGUCUUCAGGGUAAUAAAACUAAGCCGCUGGAACGGAGGUUCCCUUCUAGGACUUACCAAACUUUUAAAUCUAUCCAAAACCAAAUCGAACCGCACUCGAGUGUACCUCUCUCUCUCUUGCUAUAGUCGCUCUAAUAACUUCGGUACCUAUAUAUCAGCCUCCGGUUUCUCAAACUCAGCUUUCAAUAUAUUUAUACAUAUAUAUAUAUAUAUACGGGGAGUGGAAGUAUUCCGAUAUUCCGAUAUUCCGAUAGAGAAAGUUGAAUCCUUAGACAGCAGCUCUAUGGCUUACUCAGAUAAAAUACACAAACUACUUAGUCCCAAGGUCGAGAGCAUUCUUUUAUAUGUGUCUCAGCGUUAAACUAUAGCUUGAUUGUCGUGUGCGUGUGUGUGUGUGUGUGUGUCUAGUUACAGUUUCUCCUUCUCCGACAGUACAGGAAUAUAUAUAGAUAUAUAAAUAUCGAUAUGUAUAUGAUUUAUCUGUGUAUAGAUUAACCUCGUAGCGAGCCCUGUACUGGAAGACAGCGAAGACGUACAUAUUUUUGUAGACAAUAGGUCGGUAGAACCAGGCGCCAGUGUUGAGAAGCGGAGAUAAGACAGCCGGAAAUGAAAACGAAAGCAAAUGCAUAGUUAAGAAGUAUCUCAGAUGGGCAAGGACUUGCUAAAGGCAGCUAGGACCACUGUCUGUAGAAUCUGUAGAACCGUGAUGAGUGUAAAAUUAGUUGGUAUUCCUUUUUUUUUUUUGAUCCCAUUUAACGGUUAGGUAGUAGUGUUGGUUAAUGCCAGAGAAGAGGGAAGAAGAUUGAAGGUUAAGAUUGAAAACGCAAUGAAAACACCAAAGACAAAAGCAAAUGCAAAUACAAAAUACGAGAAUACGAGUAUAGAUCGAUAGAAAUAUGGUACAUAUAUAUAUAUAUAGUAUAUAUUUGAAGAUGUUAUGUGGUAUGUGGAGGGAGGUGUAGUCGUUACUUUUGAGAUACAGAACGAAAAACGGGCCAAAGCUAUUAUAUGUUAUAGUAUAUCGGUAAUCGGAAAUCGGUAAUCGGUAAUCGGUAAUCACACGUAAUUUAUUUGUGGAACAAUAAUACUAUAUAUACCCGAAUUCGAACCCCCAAAAACCAAAAAACCAAAAAACCAAAAAAACCAAAAAACCAAAAACUAAAAAAAACCAAGACAGAGUGUUAUAUUUAUACCAGUAUAAUAGUUCUAUGUAUUGCUACAGGAAAUACUUCAAAAUACUUAUAUAUACAUAUAUUCGGUACAUAGCUAUGGGAUUACUAGACGAGAGUACCGCUCGAAGGCCAAGGCGUAUUAUUAUAACUUUAUACGGAUAUUGAUGUGUUGCAAUCGAAACGAAACGAAACGAAACGAAAACUUCUAAGAAUUUACCAUAUGUACUUGUUUAGCUCCAGCAAAUCGUACAAUAUCAACUAUAUAUAUAUAUAUCUGUGUGUGUGUGUGUGUGUGUUAUAUGUGUGUCACUGGUUGUUUCAAAAUACAAUAUAUAUAGUAUGUAUAAGCCCGAUCUGAGGCUGGCCCAGCUCCAAAGACUAGGUGUAUCUACAUUGUUGUUGUUGUUGUUGUUCUAGUGGGAUUCCCCCAGCAAGAGUUGGCCAAAGCACAGAGCAGGGUGCUAGAGUAAGUGAGUAGUAGAAAGUACCUAGAAAUACGGGUAUACGGAGUGUGAGCAUUACAGCAUUACAGCAUUACGUAACAUAUAAUUACAUAGCCAUUGAUUUAGUUAGGCAGCGCACUGUGGCCACCAGCCGAGUGGAGAAGGCUCUUGGCCUUUCGUCAUUACUAAUUACCAACGAAGUUCAAACUCACUUCGAGGACACAGUGCGUUAGUUAACAAAAGACAAAAGCAAGCAAAGCCACGUAGAAUUGAUUAAGGUGUUAGCGAUCCCAAUCUCGAUCCCGAUCUCGAUCCUGAUCCCUAGGUAUUUACGCCCACAACAAGUCGCUAAGUUACAUAUCUUUGGGGGUGUUUCUUGGAUUACAACAUUAGUUUACAUUACUUUAAAGUCAUCUCAAUGUUUUUGUGGGCAGAAAUACAGAGUCGUAAGUGGGAUGACCUCCUUAAACUUCCGGAGUAGCGUGUCCCAUUUAGUCAGUCAGUACUCUGGCAGCACUCUGGAAGCCCUCUUUGGACGCGAGUUUCUUUGGUUCCUAGGCCACAACCUCUGCAGCUGGAUAUCUAACAGAUAAAUAAAUAUAUAUAUAUACAUCAAUAUGAAUAUUUACAUACGGCAAUACAUAUAUGCAUAUACUAUAUACAUACAUAUACAUAAUGAAUAAUUAUAAAUGUAAUUAAUAAAAGCGAAAGACAAGAACCGGAAAUAAAUGCAAGG